Molecule: messenger RNA, 3192 nt
Organism: Fusarium vanettenii 77-13-4
Lineage: Eukaryota; Fungi; Ascomycota; Sordariomycetes; Hypocreales; Nectriaceae
Exons: 5
Coding region: 1-3192 (1063 amino acids)
Biological process (GO): proteolysis
Molecular function (GO): serine-type endopeptidase activity
Source: RefSeq, a predicted model, not a curated record
AUGGCAACAGGAGCGCAACCCACGGAUGAGGGACCCUCCGCUCCUCUACCGACCUCUGAUUUCGUCAACAGCCACUUCUUUGAUGAAUAUUUUGCGCCCCCAUCCUUCAACCAUGAUGUCUCGCCAAAGGCAGUGCCGGAGAUCACGACGGCUCAACGACGUGAAGAUUUGUUUGACCAUGUCAUGAACAAGAUCUCGAGUGCCGGCACUAGCACCACCAUUGAACGUCUCAAGCAGGAUCUGCUGAAGACAUUUUUUGACCAGAUUACGGCGUGCAAGUAUGGAGUGGAAGAUGAAGAACGAACCAUCCUCCACUGGAUCGCACACAAGAUCAAGUUCGAACGCAUUCGAGAAUCCGACCCAAAGUUCAAGGCCGCAGGACUCUUGGCUGAGAUAGCGACUUCUAUGGACCCAAAGAUGCUGUCUUUGCGAGACACGGAGAAAAAGUCAACACCUAUUCACAUGCUCAUCAGUUGCGCCAAAUCCUCCGAAACAGGGAUUGGGGAGAUCAUCCUCGCCAUGUGUCGUGCCGCCGAGAAGGACUCGCCCGAAGGAAAGAAGUACGCCUCGGAAGCCAUCUCGAUGCAGAACAAGGACAAUGAAAACUGUCUGCACAUGGCCAUAAAAAAGGAACUGAGUAUCACUAAGGACCUUAUUACGUUGGCGUCAGCGCAAGCGGUUGUUGCCGUCUGCAGCAUCGAUGGCAACACGCCGCUCCACGACGCCGUAGGUCCCAACCGUUUCGCCUACAGGAAACAGGUUUGCGGGGCGAAUCCACGGCCGUGCGAAAAGUGCCAAGCUAUACAGGCCCAGAUGGAUAGAAGCAAAGGGCGAGUUAUGAAGGAUAUCGUUGCCUUGAUUGUCAAAAACCCGAAAGCCUUGAGAAGCAAGAACAAGGAAGACCUCUCCCCAUAUCUCCUCCACAAACAAUCCCGUGAGCCAGUGCGACCGGCUGCGCCCACAAACAAAUCAAGUCUCACUCUUAUGGACAAAGAUGACUCGAUACGGGGCUUGGGAGAUACAGGGAAGCAAAAAUGCAAAACAGUCCCUUCGAACGACUUGGAUGAGGAGAUUGAGAGGUACUUGGUUGAGAGCGCAUUCGAUCUUGGGGGCUUUGAGGAAGCGUGCGACUGCUUCUUCGGCGACAAGACCCAUUUGAAGGGGAAGGACUCAGUAUUUCGUCCAGAACGCCCCUUGAGCGGGCUCGACAGUGACAAUAUGUACCCGUUCUUCAACUGCGGCACUACCCUGGCUCAAGUAGAUCUCAGUAUCGACCCUACGGACAGCAAGGGGAGUGCUGCCAGCAACGAUACCAUCCAAGUUGAAGAUGCUAGAAUCGCUCUGUCCAGGAUCUUCGAGAUGCUCAAGAAGAAGAAUGUCAAGCGCAUCUUGAAGCUGAAAGUGCGAGACAACACAAAGACGCCAUGUAGCGAUGAUUUCAUCGAAAACUGUCUCCGCCCGUUUGAUAUUCGCUAUCUUGACUGGAACAAACCCGACCUCUGCGCAGACGUUGUUAUCAGGAGUACUCCAAGGGUUACGGGACUUUGGCUUUACGCUACUGGAAAUAAUGCCGUACUCCGUAGUUGGGCGGGCAGCAACGGCCUCUCCAACUUACUACAGCUGAGAUCGGUCCAUGUCCAGUCAAAAGUGGGAUUGGAAAGCUACUCCAACCACCUCGCGGCCGUGGGGGCAUUCAAGAGGGACCUGCGAGCAAGUAUUGAGGUCGUUCGGAAACUAAAGAUUAUGGCCAUGGGGCAAAUGCAACAUCAAACUAUCAUGGGGCAGUACAAGUCUUACUCAGACAACGCCCGCCAACAUCUCCAGGAGGUACAAUCUCCGUUGGAGCCCUCACAAGAUAAGCAGCUUUGGCAAGCGAGGCUUGAAUGGGCGGAAGCGGCAAUGGCAAAAGGGGAAGCAAUUGGGACGAAGUUAACGGCCGGGGUCACGAUGCUUUUGCAGAGGAAAGAGGCCAAUCUUCAAGACAUCAUAAACCGACUCGGGCUGCAGCAGCAGCCACAAGAUCAGAAGAAAGCACCCACUGACGAAAUAGAUAUUUCAGAAUUGCAGCAAUGGGGCAUUCAGUCAUUGGGUGUCCUGGAAUCCACUACCAACUUCGUUGCGCUGCGGUUCCGGGCCGAGUCCAAGAUAGAUCAGCCGGUAACAGGAUCUGGACACAAGCUGACGAAGAAGUCGUCUGACAAAUACGAUGACUCGUCGUGCAAGCCACAUCAAUGGGUAGAGAGCCUCGAGAGAUUCGUCUCGGAUCACGUCCAGCGUAGCGACAGAGGAGCCAGAGUCAAGGUGGGCUUAAUCGACGACGGUGUCGAUGUUCACCUGGGAGAUCUCAAGGACAAAGUCAAGGCCGGCUGGCCAACUGAGAAGCCUACAAGCAGCCGGGUGCCUUUCUACCAGUCGGCUGAAGGCCACGGCACCACAAUGGCUCGCCUCAUCGCGACAGCUUGUCCACACGUCGACUUAUAUGUCGCCAAGCUCGAGUCUCUCAACAGAGUAAUCUUGCGGGACGAGCCUGGGAAGCUAAUUGACAAUGCCAAUAGGAAGGAUUGGAUCUCUACAGCCGACGAGGCUGCCUCGGCAAUCAAAUGGGCCCGGGAGCAAAAGGUCGAUAUCAUCUCAAUGAGCUGGAGUUUCAUCGCCACCACGCAAAACCAGGCGCAUCUCGAACGCCUUACCCAGGAACUUCAGUCAGCUGCCAACGAGCACAUCAUUCUGUAUUGCGCCGCAGCGGACCAAGGCAUGUACGGCUCGAGGAAGUCGCUGUAUCCGGCAAACGCCGGCGCGAACAUUAAAGUCGUGGGCUCGGCGACGGAAACCGGGCACAGCUCCAGCUUUGUGAACCAGGGGCUGGUCGACUAUCUCUUUCCGGGAGAGGAGAUUAAGGGCAUUGGCAACAGAAAAGGCAGCUCGGCCGCCACGGCGCUGGCAGCUGGGUUCGCUGCCUUGGUCAUUUGGUGCCAUGAAGUGCACUUUAAGUCGAACCCGGAGAAGAGGGCGUGGAUAAAGAAGGCCGAGAGAAUGGAUAGCCUGUUUCAAGGGAUGCAGAACUUGGCCACCAAGCCAGAUGCGCCGCAGAGUGGGUGGGUAGAUGCCAGCUUGGUGUUGGAUGAAGGGGACAUUAAGCAGGUGAUUGACUUCGUGGACCGUGAGGUUAAGAGGGGCGUCAGCUCUAAGUAA